Molecule: messenger RNA, 2988 nt
Organism: Boleophthalmus pectinirostris (great blue-spotted mudskipper)
Lineage: Eukaryota; Metazoa; Chordata; Actinopteri; Gobiiformes; Gobiidae
Product: LBH regulator of WNT signaling pathway
Exons: 3
Coding region: 216-572 (118 amino acids)
Biological process (GO): positive regulation of DNA-templated transcription
Cellular component (GO): nucleus
Source: RefSeq, a predicted model, not a curated record
UACGCCGUUCGCUUUGGAGGGAGGUGUGUGUCAUACUCCACUGGCUCGCUCCGAUACCCGCCUCUCGCUUAUAUAGUGCGCAUGGAACUCGGGCAAAGCGCAAAUUAAAAGCUUUUGUGGCCGCGCGUAGACGAGUGGCAGCCGGGUUGAUUGUUGAGUUCGUUCGGUUGGGAAAGUUCGGAGUUGCACUUCACUUCGGCGGAACCGGAGCAUACAUGUCUGUAGUUUCCCCGUACAUCUACUGCCCAGUGUUUGUGCCCUGCUCAGACAUGACUGAGGUGAUGAUCAGCAGCACCCCCAUGGACGACAUCCGGCUGAGCCCCGGCAAAGACAGGCUCUCCUACCAGAUCUUCCCGGACCCGUCAGACUUCGACCGCUGCUGUAAGCUGAAGGACCGGCUGCCCUCCAUCGUGGUGGAGCCGACAGAGGGCGAGGUGGAGAGCGGCGAGCUGCGAUGGCCCCCGGAGGAGUUCCUGGUCAGCGAGGAAGAGGACGAUGAAGACGAGGAGGAACACGCGCACAACAACGGCAACCUGCAAAACGGACAAGCCACGCAAAUCUCCCAGCACUAGGCUCCCGUCCGCUCCCCCCAGCCGGCCGCCGUCUCGGUAGACUCCGACCCAAAGUGACAUUCAAUCACCAGACCAAUUCUUCCAGCAAUAUUUCCUCAGCGUUCUGUCAUCGAUGGAAUUUAAAGACACUGGUUCGAACUUUUUUUCUUCAUUCUCAACAAAAACGAACUUUCUCGGAUGGACCAUUUUUUUUGUUUUCGCGAAAAUUCUGGACAACUUUUAUUUCCGUAGCACGUCAACAACAUAAGCAAUAACCUUUUAAUUUGGCAAGGUGACUUAAAUGCCUUGACGAGAGCCUUCCACUUUGUCUACCGAAAGUUUUUUUCAGCUCUUUACCCCAUGGACAGACCCUCGCUGCUGGGAUAAAGCUGCUCCGUGUCCUUUUUCGUUGUGGUUGGUCCCAAAGGCUUUGAUUUUUGCACGUUAGCGCUGACCAGAGAUUCUAUCGGGGUAGAAAUGGGCAGUCGGAUAAACAUAGAUGCUAGUUUAUGUAAGCUGUUAAAUGAAGGGACCAUUUUGUGCUUUGUUCGGCCUAAAAAAAAAGGAAGUUAAGUGGUUAUGUGUAUAUAUUGAUGCCCUACAAAGCCUAAUGAAUGAAGGAAGUUAUAUAAUGGGGAGUUAAAAGCUAGGAACUAAAUGCUUCGAUUUGGUCUUAUUCGAUCGUGUUUUUAAAUUUGGAUGCGCUCUGUAACUUUUCUGGUGUGUUCCUUACAUGCCUGUCUCCAUGGACUGUCAUCGGUUUCCCUAAAAUGUCCCACAGUAUGGCAUUUAUUCAGUUACAAGCAUCUCUAUUGCUCAGAUACUCAUGCAUUCUUUGCGUGAGCGGGGUCGCCUCUCCAUAGACCUGACCUUUUUAAAUUGGCCUCUGCUUGUCUCCAUGGAGUUUAAGUUUAAUGUCGUACUGUGGUUUAAUGUCAUACUGUGGAACAUUCCGGACAAACCGAUGGUAAAUGGUCACAUGGAACUCGUCACACAUUCACGCACAUUGGGGUAGGGCUGCUCGAUCCUGGAAAAAAAUUAUCACGAUUAUUUUGGUCAAUAUUUUAGUUACACAAUGCAUUUAUUCAGCAUUUCUCUCUCAAAAAAGCACUUUGUUAUUGAUAAUUUACGCCGGAGUUUCAAAAUGUUAAAAAAAAGACUACAAAUAUCUAACUUAGAGCAGUUUUGCGAUGUAUAAAACAUAAAAUGGGAAAAAAUAUAUAUACUUAAUAAUCCACUUUCACAGUUUCCGAAGUGCUGAAGAAAUACAAACUAAUAAUAAUAUAAUGAUAAAAUAAACACUCAGAUUUAAUCAUACUAGUCCUAAAAUAAAAGCAAAACCAUAGAAUAGCAAUAAAUAAAUUAAAAUAUAUUAAAAAUCAAUAAAAUAAAUAAAGACACAGAGGACCACACAACAAAAUCCAGAGAGUAAAAGUCGAUUUUAAGACGGGACUUCAAACACUCUGUGCGGACAUGAUUUAUCCAGCGGUUCUACAAUCUCUACAUUUAAAAAACAAAAUAAAUAUACUUAUUUAUGUAAAAAAAUAUUCUAAAAUAAAUUUGAACAUAAAGUAUUUCAACUCUAUUAUGAGUUUGGAGAUCGUUUGACACACAAAUCAAAAUUGCGAUCAAAAAGCAAUUAAAUGCAAAGACUUACAUUGGGCGGAGGUGAGUUAAGUGUCUUGCCCAAGGACACAACAACAGCAUUGGUCUGAGGGAGCUGGAUUGCCGCCACCAACCUCUACCACUACUACGAUGUUUAUGUUGAAAGCGGGAUUCGCUCCAUCAACUUUCGAGUACUUUAGAGCGACUUUUCUGUUGACAGACCCACUAGAAAUGUUCCACAGUGCAUCUUUACGACAACAAAUGCGUCCUUGUUUUCUGUGAUUAUGUCGUUCAUAAUCGGGAACCACUUCUAUGUUGCCAAAAAAUGUUAUUGUCGAAACAGAAUAAUUUCCAUCAUUUUCAGUCUAACUUGCGCAGAUUUGUCUUUUGGUGAAACGUAUCUCUGUAACUGCUGUUUUUAAAUUCCGUCUUGUAACCGUUUUGUGAAUUGUCUCGUUGGUAAUUUUUUCAUGUUAAAUAUUAUCCAUUUCACUUGCAAUAACUGUCCGGUUUGUCUGAUUUGUGGCCUUAUGUUUAAUAAUUUCCGCAAAUGUUCAUUGAGAAGAAGGCGUACCAGCAUAUUCUACCUAUGUAUAUUUUAAAAAGUCUGGCAAUGUUGUGAGUGAACUGGUGAAAAAAUGUUCAAGACUUUAUUUCUUUUAUUGUGGGACGAUUAUGAAAAUUGUAAAAAGGAAAAAAAAAUUGCAAUGUACAGACUCCAUGAAGAAUAUUUGUAAAUAUUUGUAGUUCUUUGUAUUAUUAGAAAAGUAGCGUGAUUUCCUCUGGGUGGUUUGUAUUAAAAAUAAAAGUCUUCCUUUUUGCAAACAUUUUA